Molecule: messenger RNA, 705 nt
Organism: Candida tropicalis MYA-3404
Lineage: Eukaryota; Fungi; Ascomycota; Pichiomycetes; Serinales; Debaryomycetaceae
Gene: ASF1
Product: nucleosome assembly factor
Exons: 1
Coding region: 1-705 (234 amino acids)
Biological process (GO): nucleosome assembly; nucleosome disassembly; DNA replication-dependent chromatin assembly
Cellular component (GO): nucleus
Molecular function (GO): histone binding
Source: RefSeq, a predicted model, not a curated record
AUGUCAAUAGUUUCGUUAACAGGAAUAGAAGUGUUAAAUAAUCCAGCUAAAUUUACCGACCCAUAUGAAUUUCAAAUUACAUUUGAAUGUUUAGAACCAUUGAAAGAAGAUCUUGAAUGGAAAUUAACUUAUGUUGGAUCAUCAGAUUCAUUAGAUCAUGAUCAAGAAUUAGAUAGUAUAUUAGUUGGACCAAUACCAAUUGGAGUAAAUUCAUUUUUAUUUAAAGCUGAUGCACCAAGUCCUGAAUUAAUUCCAGCAAGUGAAUUAGUUAGUGUCACUGUAAUUAUUCUAAGUUGUAGUUAUAAUGAUAAAGAAUUUGUUAGAGUUGGUUAUUAUGUUAAUAAUGAAUAUGAUACUGAAGAAUUAAGAGAAAAUCCUCCUGCUAAAGUACAAAUUGAUCAUGUUGUAAGAAAUAUUUUGGCUGAAAAACCAAGAGUUACUAGAUUUAAUAUUGUUUGGGAUAAUGAGGAUGGUAGUGCUGAACAAUAUCCUCCUGAACAACCAGAAGACGAAGAGGAGGAGGAAGAAGAAGAUGAAGAAGAAGAGGAAGAAGAAGAGGAAGAAGAUGAGGAAGACGAAGAGGAUGGGGCAGAAGAAGUUGAUUUAGAAAAUGGAGAAAUACUGACACCUAAAGAUAAUCAAGAAGAUAUAGAAAUAGACCUUGGAAGUGAAAGUGAGGCAGAAGUAAAUACUCCUAAAGAUUAA